Molecule: messenger RNA, 1535 nt
Organism: Limulus polyphemus (Atlantic horseshoe crab)
Lineage: Eukaryota; Metazoa; Arthropoda; Merostomata; Xiphosura; Limulidae
Exons: 3
Coding region: 26-505 (159 amino acids)
Source: RefSeq, a predicted model, not a curated record
GACAAAUGAAAAGGCAUACAUAAAGAUGAGGCUUAUGGUACUGCUGUUACUAGUGUGUUGUUUCCUCCCUGUUUUUACUAGCGCUAUAACGCCAGACAACAACAAAAAUGAAGCAUCAAGGCAAGACGCUGCUGCUACUGGAAUUGGAACGAAUAUUUUGACUUCCCUCACUAACUUGCUGUCACCAUCAUCAUCAUCAUCAUCUCCACUUAUUCUGUUACUGCUUUUACCAUUACUGUCGUUCUUAUAUAUUUUAUCGGCUGCCGGACCACUUUUUUCUUCACUGAUUAACAGUGGUCUUGGAAACCUGGGUAACCUAGGUCCUGGUUCUCUCCCAGGCUUGCUAACCGGAACAGGGGUAGCUGCUGCAGCCAAUCCAGGUUUCUACUACCGUAAGCAAAGGUCAGCUAAUGUGGAUGGAGGAAGCGCCUUCUGGGAUAUUUUAACCACCGUGGAGGACGCCUUGAAGAAAUACGAGAAUGGAGAGUCAAAUAGCCAAUUUUAACUUUUGCAAGAGUACAAAGACAGCAAUAAACGACUCCUUUAAAGCAGUGCUCAAGGGAAUGGUACAUAAAGAUUGUGCUGCCAUCUAUUGUCCAUUGUCCAGAAUACUAGACCUAAAUCGUAUAUCUGUUCAAAGAAGUCAUACAUCGGUGAUCAAAAUGUCUAUUUGAAAAUCGACGAAACGGGUAGUUUUUUACAUUAAAUUCUGUAGGUUACAUUAGACUACAGAAUAACUUUUAAUACAGAGUAUUUUCACAUGUAUCUACCAUGUAAUACUUCAAUGAACAUAAUGUAGCGCCACCUAACAUUCUUUCACGUAAUAAUUCUACUCAUACCACACACAUUAAGUGCUAUUAGAUACUGGCCAUCAACGAAUUAUUUUAUUUCUUCUUUAAAAAAAGUGAUUUAUUUCGUAAGAUUUUUUUGUUUUAUCUAUUAUACUUUUAAUUGUAUUUUUAAUUGUUUCUUUAGCACCUGAUAUAAUUAGAAAGUAUUCACACAUUUACAUAAACAUGGAACUGUUUAAGCAGAUAAAGUAGUCUGCACAGUAUGAAUGACAUCUAUUUUGUGAAACUUGUCUUUUGUUUCUGUGUUGUGCUAUUUUCUCUGACGUCUAAUUAUUGUUAUAAAUACGUCAUAUCAAUCAAUUUUCUCUUUGAAGAAAUAAGUGACAAAUAGAUAUUUAUCUCACUUGAAAAUGUAUUUUAGAUUCUAACUAACAUAUUACUUUACUCAUCGGUGUAAGUAUUAUCUUUUAGUUGAUUCAACGGUUCAAUUGAGACAUUUAUUUUGUUAAUAUCAAGUCGAAGAUAGAAGCUUGAGCCACAUUUCCCACACAAUAUUUUUAAUAUAAUAAUAUUAUACUAGGUAAACAGCAUUUAAUGUCAAUGCCAUUUUCGUUAUGACGUCAUGACAAACUCUCAUUUGAAAUUGCUGUGUGCAUUUUUGCUAAAUAAUUCUUUACUCAUUAAAUAGUUCAAAUAUGAAAUAUCUAAACACUUAACACAAUGCAGCGUUUUCUCUAGACCUAU